Molecule: messenger RNA, 222 nt
Organism: Auanema sp. JU1783
Lineage: Eukaryota; Metazoa; Nematoda; Chromadorea; Rhabditida; Rhabditidae
Source: the annotation of a GenBank genome assembly
AUGCUCUCUGAGCUCGUCAUCUCUGGUACACUCUUCAUAAACGCUUGUGCCGUGCUCAACUUGAAACUCUCCAAAUCUCCCCACGACUUCGAUCAGUUCAUCUCUGAAACCGAGUCUAGAUCGUUAGGCGACCGUGCAAGAGAAUUUAUUGUGUCGUUGCAAUACUUUCGAGUGUUCAUCGCCAUUUGGAACUUUUUCAUUAUCUUUUUGAUGUUUGUGUAA